Messenger RNA from Selaginella moellendorffii, 1098 nucleotides. Its product is annotated as pentatricopeptide repeat-containing protein At4g02750. Gene Ontology annotation, molecular function: protein binding; RNA binding. The record is from RefSeq and is a predicted model, not a curated record. Gene Ontology annotation, biological process: RNA modification. NCBI's taxonomy places the organism in Eukaryota, Viridiplantae, Streptophyta, Lycopodiopsida, Selaginellales, Selaginellaceae. Bases 1 to 1098 code for a protein of 365 amino acids. The transcript has a single exon.
AUGCUGGCGGCAUUGGCGCGCGAGGGGAUGGUGAGCGAGGCCCGGGAGAUUUACGAGAAGGACAUGGAAGAACACGACCUCGUCUCCGCCACUGCGAUGCUCAACGUCUAUGCCAGAGCCGGGCAUUUGCGGGACACUCAAAGUUUCUUCGAAUCCAUGCCCCAGCACAAUCUCAUCUCCUUUACAACAGUGCUACACGCAAUGGCAGAAAAUCGAAAACUGGAAGACAGCAUUAAAGUAUUUGAUCGAGCUCCAGAGCUUGACAUUUUCUGCUGGACGGCCAUAGUUUCUGCAAAUGCCGUUGAAGGGCAUUUGGACCAUGCCUGGAGUCUCUACCAUGCCAUGCCCUGUUGGAGCCAAGUGACGUGGAAUGCCAUGCUGGCUGGGCUCUGCCGAUGUGGCCAGGCCAGUGCCGCUAAAGCGUUUCUGGAUGGCCUGCCUGAAUGGGACACGGUGUCCUGCCUCGUCACCAUCACCGGGCUUGCCGCGUCUGGGCAUGUGCAGCAGGCCUGCCAGCUCUUCAAUGACGUGGCGGAGAGGGACGUAGUGUGCUGGAAUGCCAUGCUGUCGGCAUACUGCAGGCAUUGCCACCUGGAGCGGGCUCGGGCUUUCUUGGCGAUGAUGUGGCAGCGCGACACUGUGUCGUGGAACGCCAUGGUGGCAGCCCAUGCGCGUAAAGGCCAGGUGGAGGCAUCUAGGCAGCUCUUGCAAGACAUGGCCAUGGAGGGUGUAAGCCCCGACGAGACCACCUUCACCAACAUGCUCAUUGGAUUUAGCUACGCGGGAGAUGCUAGCCUGAGCUACUGGUGCUUUGGAUCCAUGGUUGUGGAUCACCAUCUACAACCAAGUAAACAGCACUACUCUUGCCUCCUGGAUGCCAUCGCUAGAGCUGGAGAUGUAGCGGCUGCUGAGAGUGUGAUCAAGGGCAUGCCAUCGGAGCCACAGCCUGUAGACUGGCUGUGCCUGCUGGGAAGCUCGAUGAGUCAGAUCAACCAGAUCCACAGCGGGGCUCGAGCAGCCCAACACGCUCUCACUCUGGAUCCUCUCAACGAAAUCACAUACCUCCACCUAGCAAAUGCGUGCCAUCGAUGGCCUUGA